AUGAUAUACGAUAUUUUGGGAGAGAUUGAAGGAGGGAGAUCUGGCAAUCAGAGAAUUUUCUUGUUGCAUGAAAAUGGUAGCUUUUGCAUUUGGAAGAAACCUUCAGUGGCUGUUAUGGAUUCAUGUAACUUCACCGAUAAGGCUCAACUAAAGUCGGGGGAAGAAAAUACAAGUUCUGGAGAAUUGGGAGCUCUGAGAAUUAGAAACUACAGUGGAAAUGAACAAAAUGCCGUGACAACUUCUGUGAAUUAUGACAACGGAUCAUCUCUUAUUAGAAAGAGAACAGGAGGGUGGAGAUAUGCAAAUCUCUUGCUGGCCAAUCAAGCCUUAGCAACACUGUGUUUCUUUGGCGUCGGUGUAAACUUGGUUUUGUUCUUAACCAGAGUUCUUGACCAAGACACUGCCGAUGCUGCAAACAGUGUGAGCAAGUGGACUGGAACUGUUUACUUGUGCUCUCUAAUUGGUGCUUUCCUCAGUGAUUCUUACUGGGGCCGUUACUUAACAUGUGCUCUCUUCCAAGGCAUCCUCGUGCUGGGUUGUGCUCUCUUAUCAAUAUCGUCUUGGUUUUUCUUGAUCAAACCGGAGGGGUGUGGUGAUGGGGAGCUAGAAUGCAUGCCCUCGUCCACACUUGGCGUAGCUAUUUUUUACACGUCGAUAUACCUUGUGGCCUUCGGAUAUGGUGGUCACCAACCCACUUUGGCAACCUUUGGAUCGGACCAAUUCGACGAAUCAAACCCGAAAGAGAAGGAUUCAAAGACGGCGUUCUUCUGCUUCUUCUAUUUCGCUUUGAAUGUUGGCUCGCUCUUCUCAAACACCGUCUUGGUGUACUAUGAGAAUACGGGGAGAUGGACCUUAGGGUUCUUGGUGUCUUUGGGUUCGGCAGUUGUAGCCCUAGUGUCGUUCUUGUUUGGCUCGCCCGGAUACCGACAUGUUGAACCGAGUGGCAACCCUAUUCCGCGUGUUGCUCAGGUCUUCACGGCUGCUUCUAAGAAAUGGAAAAUUGUUGCGGCGAAUCCGGAGGAACUGUAUGAGGUUGAAGGAUCGGAAUCCGCCAUCAAAGGGAGUAGGAAAAUUCUGCACAGCAAUGGGUUUUCGUUUUUGGACAAGGCAGCAACUCUAACGGAGAAGGAUUUAGCCGGUCCGAUGAAUCCGUGGAGGAUUUGCACCGUAACCCAAGUGGAGGAAGCAAAAUGUGUACUAAAAAUGUUUCCAAUCUGGCUUUGCACCAUAAUUUACUCGGUGGUCUUCACUCAAAUGGCUUCUUUAUUUGUGGAGCAAGGUGACCUUAUGGACUCCCACGUUGGAAACUUUCGCCUACCGGCUGCUAGCAUGUCUGCCUUUGACAUCUUCAGCGUCCUCAUCUGCACCGGAAUCUAUCGCCAAAUCCUCGUUCCCAUAGCCGGAAGACUAAGCGGAAACCCUAAAGGCCUAACCGAGCUUCAUAGAAUGGGAAUUGGCCUCAUCAUUGGAAUGUUGGCGAUGCUCGCGGCGGGCAUCACGGAGGUUGAGAGGCUCAAACGUGUCAUCCCAGAGGAGAAGACAAGCUCUUUGAGCAUAUUUUGGCAAGUUCCUCAAUAUGUCCUAGUUGGUGCCUCCGAAGUUUUCAUGUACAUUGGGCAAUUGGAGUUCUUCAAUGGGCAAGCCCCGGAUGGGAUAAAGAGCUUUGGAAGCUCGCUUUGCAUGGCUUCUAUUUCGCUUGGGAAUUAUGUGAGUAGCUUGCUUGUUAACAUGGUGAUGGGAAUCACGGCCAAAGGUGAGCAACCCGGUUGGAUUUCCGACGACCUUAACGCCGGCCACAUGGACAGAUUCUACUUCUUGAUCGCCGCGCUCACCGCUUUCGAUUUUGUGGUUUACGUCUUUUGUGCUAAGUGGUACAAGUGCAUCAACAUCGAUGACAAUGGCAAGGAGAUUCAAAGCGUGGAAGAAGAAUCAGUUAUAGAACAAGAAGAUGAAGUUUUAAGUAAAGUUUAG
Messenger RNA from Morus notabilis, 1971 nucleotides. RefSeq names its product protein NRT1/ PTR FAMILY 7.1. Gene Ontology annotation, biological process: transmembrane transport. Gene Ontology annotation, molecular function: transmembrane transporter activity. Gene Ontology annotation, cellular component: membrane. The record is from RefSeq and is a predicted model, not a curated record. The transcript has 6 exons. Bases 1 to 1971 code for a protein of 656 amino acids. NCBI's taxonomy places the organism in Eukaryota, Viridiplantae, Streptophyta, Magnoliopsida, Rosales, Moraceae.